Messenger RNA from Lacerta agilis (Sand lizard), 1182 nucleotides. Its product is annotated as methyltransferase-like protein 7A. The record is from RefSeq and is a predicted model, not a curated record. The coding region runs from base 201 to 857 and encodes 218 amino acids. Gene Ontology annotation, molecular function: S-adenosylmethionine-dependent methyltransferase activity. NCBI's taxonomy places the organism in Eukaryota, Metazoa, Chordata, Lepidosauria, Squamata, Lacertidae. The transcript has 2 exons.
ACAAGCCCCACCCUCCAGACUCUGCGACUGACUUUCUCUUCUCCUCCGGCUUUGCUGUUUUCUGCCCUCUUUCUAACAUGGAAGCAACAUGCCUAGUUGUCCUGCUCAGGUUAUGUGUCCAGAUAUUAGCCCUCCCUGCUUACUUGCUGUGGUACCUGGGUAUCUGGGAACCACUUUGCAAGAAGUUAUAACCCUACGUCAUGGCUGUGGUGACCAUCAGUUAUAAUAAGCGAAUGUCUGACAAGAAAAAGGAAAUGUUCGGCAACCUGAAGGACUUUGCCGGUCCCACGGGGGCCCUCACACUGUUGGAGAUUGGCGCAGGAACUGGCUCCAACUUUCAGUUCUACCCUGCGGGAUGCAAAAUCAUAUGCACUGAUCCGAACCCCAACUUCCAGAAGUUUCUUGACAAGAGCCUGGCUGAAAAUCCACACGUGCAGGUGGAAUGCUGUUUGGUGGCUCCGGCUGAGGACCUGCACCAGGUACCAGCUGCAUCGGUGGAUGUGGUGGUUUCAACGCUGGUGCUAUGCUGUGUGAAGAGCCCGGAGCAAGUUAUGAAAGAAGUUCUACGGGUGCUGAGACCGGGUGGCGCUUUCUACUCCCUAGAACACGUUGCAGGUGCUCCUUCCAGCUGGAGUCUCUUCUGGCAGCAGAUCUAUGAUCCAACUUGGAGAUGUCUGUUUGAUGGGUGCCACUUGGCCAGAGAAACCUGGAAUGACCUGGAAAAUGCUGGCUUCUCAGAGCUGAAGCUGCGGCACAUAUGUGCCCCUUUAAAAUGGCACCCUACUAAGCCGCAUAUCAUAGGUUAUCCAUGCAGGUGUCUCCAUGCAGGUGUCUCUGGGUUGGGGUGUAGAACCUAAUCAUGAGAAUUAUAGGACAGCCCAUCACUAUGUCACCUAUGGCCUGUGAACCUCUUGUGCAAUCUGUAAUCGGACGCACACACAUGUAUGUUACUGUCAAUCCAUUUUUUAUUUCCACUUGACAGACUGUCCAGCUACCUUUACUUUCCACAAUCCAGCUGCUCCCAUGCAGAUGUGAACGUUGUGAUAACACAUAGCUUGGGCUUGCCUCAUUCACUUCCACGUGAGGAUGCAUGUACUACCAUUACUAUUUCCCCUGGAAGCAUCUGAUCCCCAUGGAGGUUGGGAUAUCAGAAGAAGAAGAAGAGUUUUGACUUGAUAUGUU